UCUCUUUCUGUUCGUUCGUAUAUGCGUUAGCUUACAUAGUUGACUUUUAUGACCUUAUUAAUUUCUGAAAAUGAGCUGUAUAGCGAAACUACCUACUAAGCAGUGGGUGAAUGAAGCUUUCGGAAAAAAUUCAAAGCUAGUAGUUCUGUUUUUAUCUCGAGGAAAAAGCACUUCUGCUAGUAAAGAUUUCGGUGAAGGUGUUGAAGCAAGAUUGGUCCUUGAGAAUGGAGAAACAUUCAAAGGCUGGUCUUUCGGCGCAGAAAACUCGAAAUCUGGAGAAAUUGUUUUCAACACUGGACUUGUUGGGUAUCCGGAAAAUCUGACGGAUCCUUCAUAUGCUGGCCAAAUAUUGAAUCUAACCUAUCCUAUCAUCGGGAAUUAUGGAGUCCCUGACACGAAAGCUCGUGAUAAAUGGGGAUUGCUUAAGAACGUAGAAUCCGAGAAAAUACACGUAUCCGGGUUGAUUGUUCAAGAUUACUCUCGACAUCCAAGUCACUGGAAUAUGGCGAAAACAUUAUCUGACUGGCUGAAAGAAGAAAAUGUUCCUGCUUUGUGGGGAAUCGAUACAAGAAUGCUGACAAAAAUUAUACGAGACGGCGGAUCAAUGUUGGCGAAAAUUGAAUUUGAUGGUCAAACCUGUGAUUAUUUUGAUCCGAAUUAUACGAAUAUGCAAAAAGGUCUAUCUAUCACGACCAAAAAAGUUUAUGGCAGAGGAAACAAGUAUAAAGUUAUUGUUGUCGAUUGUGGAGUAAAACAUAACAUUAUAAGAUGUUUGAUAGAACGUGAUGUGGAAGUUCAUUUGGUGCCCUGGGAUUAUGAUUAUACUGAAGAAGAAUACGAUGGUUUGUUCAUUACAAACGGACCGGGUGAUCCCGAAAUGGCCCCUGAGACUAUCACUCAUAUGAGGAAGAUUUUGGACAUGAAAAGACCAGAACCUGUGUGUGGAAUAUGCAUGGGAAAUCAGAUUUUAGGAUUAGCAGCUGGCGGAGAUUGCUACAAGUUAGCUUUGGGUAAUCGUGGACAGAAUCAACCGGUCAUAAAUUUACUGACUGGAGAAGCAAUUAUAACCCCACAGAACCAUGGAUACGCAGUGGAUAGCAAUUCACUUUCCGAUGAAUGGAGACCAUUGUUCGUGAAUGCCAAUGAUCUAACAAAUGAAGGCAUAAUGCAUACCGAGCGUCCGAUAUUCACUUCUCAGUUUCAUCCAGAAGCAUGUGGUGGGCCUACGGACACGAAAUUCCUAUUCGACUAUUUUGUUGAUAUGAUGAAAGAUCGAAAUGCGAGUCUGUACUCGUUAACGGCAAAUUCUUCAAAAAAUAUUGAAAGAAUAAAUGUUAAGAAAGUUUUGGUUCUUGGAUCAGGUGGAUUAUCUAUUGGACAAGCUGGUGAAUUUGAUUAUUCUGGAUCACAAGCUUUGAAAGCUUUGAAAGAAGAAAACAUCGAGACGGUGUUGAUGAAUCCCAAUGUUGCUUCAGUGCAAACCAACGAAAUCGGAGAUAAACAGGCUGACUGGGUUUAUUUUCUCCCGGUCACAAAAGAAUUUAUCAAGAAAGUCAUUUUGGAACAGAAGCCAGACGGUAUCCUGUUAUCCAUGGGAGGCCAAACUGCGUUGAAUUGCGGUGUGGAACUUUAUAAAGAAGGAUUUUUGCAAGAACAUGGAGUAAAGGUUCUUGGAACAUCAGUUGAGAGUAUAAUGGCGACAGAAGAUAGACAAACAUUUGCUGAUAAACUGAAUGAAAUUGGAGAAAAAAUUGCUCCAAGUGUUGCAGUUGAAUCGUUGGAAGAUGCUUUGAAGGCCGCGGAAAAAAUUGGAUACCCUGUUAUGAUUAGAUCUGCAUAUGCGCUUGGUGGACUAGGAUCUGGCAUCUGUAAAAAUCCUGAGGAGUUGAAAUCCAUGGCACACAAUGCAUUUGCAGCAACAAACCAGAUAUUGGUUGAAAAAUCACUUCUUGGAUGGAAAGAAGUUGAAUAUGAGGUGGUACGGGAUGCUGCUGAUAACUGCAUCACAGUAUGUAACAUGGAAAACUUUGAUCCACUUGGUGUCCAUACUGGUGAAUCUAUUGUGGUCGCUCCAAGUCAAACGUUAUCAAAUGAGGAAUAUCAUAUGCUACGAGAGACCGCGAUCAGAUGUAUCAGACAUCUUGGAAUCGUUGGAGAGUGCAAUAUUCAAUAUGCACUUGAUCCAAACUCGUUGGAAUAUUGUAUUAUUGAGGUGAACGCCAGACUUUCUCGAAGUUCUGCUCUGGCAUCUAAAGCUACUGGGUAUCCGUUGGCCUUCAUCGCAGCAAAAUUAAGUCUUGGAAUCACUCUUCCAGAAUUGAAGAACGCCACGACAGGAACAACAACCGCCUGCUUUGAACCAAGUUUAGAUUACAUUGUGACGAAAAUACCGAAAUGGGAUCUUGAUAGAUUUCCAGAAGUUCCAAAAGAGAUCGGAAGUUCGAUGAAAAGUGUCGGGGAGGUGAUGGCAAUUGGUAGAACAUUUGAAGAAAGUUUUCAGAAAGCACUCAGGAUGACUCAUCCUUCUGUUGAUGGAUUUACUCCGGAGUUACCUUCCGGAAAAUCUUGGCCUGCUAAUCAAGAUUUGACAAAAGAAAUUCAGGUUCCCCACACAAACCGAGUUUACUCGAUUGCCAAAGCGUUGGCCGAUGGUUGGUCUGUGGAUGCACUGCACAAGCUUUCUGCCAUCGAUAAAUGGUUUUUAUACAAGUUGAAAAGAAUCUUUGAUGUUUCUGAUGAUUUGAAACAGCAAUGGGAGUCAAGCUGGCCUUCAAACGAGGCUAAAAGGUCUUUGCAGCGAGCAAAAGAGGCGGGGUUUUCUGAUAAACAAAUAGGCAAAUUAAUCGGUGUAUCUGAAUCCGAUGUUCGAAAGGCCAGAUUGAGUGAAGGAAUCGAACCAUGUGUAAAGCAAAUUGAUACAAUGGCUGCCGAAUAUCCUGCACAGACUAAUUAUUUAUACAUGAGUUACAAUGGAACAGAGAAUGAUCUGGAUUUCAACGAACAUGGCACCAUGGUACUUGGUUGUGGUCCUUAUCAUAUUGGAAGCAGUGUUGAAUUUGAUUGGUGUGCUGUUUCUGCUAUUCGUACUUUGAGAGAUCUUGGAUUGAGCACCGUGGUUGUCAAUAACAAUCCAGAAACAGUCAGCACUGAUUUUGAUGAAUCUGAUCGGCUUUACUUCGAAGAAUUGUCUCUGGAGAGAGUUUUGGAUAUAUACGAACGGGAGAAAAGCACUGGAGUUAUUGUGUCAGUCGGUGGACAAAUCCCGAACAAUUUGUCUGGACCUUUGCAUGACAAUGGUGUAAAUAUACUUGGUACUCAUCCAUUCCGAAUCAACGAGGCAGAAGAGAGAUCAAUAUUCUCAAAAAUAAUGGACGAACUCGGUGUCGACCAAGCCCCGUGGGCUGCUUUACAUACAAAAGAAGAUGCGAUGGAAUUUGCGAAAAAUGUUGGAUUUCCUUGUCUUCUCCGUCCAUCUUAUGUUCUUAGUGGUUCCGCAAUGAACGUCGCUUACACAAAAGGACAACUGGAGAAAUAUCUCACCGAAGCAACUAGAGUGUCGCCGGAGCAUCCAGUUGUUAUCACCAAAUUCAUUCAACCAGCGAAUGAAGUCGAAAUGGAUGCAGUAGCACAGAACGGUCACGUGGUAGCACACGCAGUCAGCGAACACAUCGAAAAUGCGGGAGUACAUUCUGGCGAUGCUACUUUAGUUUUGCCUUCCAGAACAGUUGAAAAAGAAGCUUUGGAUAAGAUUCGAGAUGUCACCUCGAAAAUAGCUCAAAGAUUUGAAAUCAGUGGACCAUUUAACAUUCAAUUCCUGGUUCAAGGAUCAAAGGUUAUGGUCAUAGAAUGCAAUCUUCGAGCAUCGAGAAGUCUCCCUUUCGUAUCUAAAACAAUUAACACGGAUAUGAUUGGAGUUGCAACUAAGGUAAUGCUGGGACUACCACUAGACUAUGGACAGCUACCCCAUUUAGGUGCACCAGUAACUAACAGAGGAUACGUAGGAGUGAAAUCACCUAUGUUUUCAUGGGCUAGACUUAAAGGAGCGGACCCUGUUCUUAAAUGCGAAAUGUCUUCGACCGGUGAAGUUGCAAGCUACAGUUCUAAUUUCCAUCAUGCAUUUUUGAAGUCCAUGAUUUCAGCUGGAUUUAAAAUUCCAAAGAAAGGAAUUAUGUUAAAUAUAGAGAGAGAUUUUCAAGAAUCUUUUGCAGAAGCUGCAGGAAAAUUUGCGAACUUAGAUUAUAACUUGUAUGCUUCUAAAAAUACCAUGGAAUAUUUGCUGAAGAUGGGAAUUGAAGCAAAGUAUAUUGGACAUGACAACACCGAGAGUUUUCUGCGAGAUGGGAGCGUCGACCUCGUUGUGAAUUUAUCUCAUAAUAAUCAGCAAAAUAAGGACAAUCAAAAUGAUAAUUAUAAACUAAGAAGAGUUGCAAUCGACAACAACAUUCCACUUCUUACUAAUCCACAGAUUGUCAGCUGCUUAGCUGAUGCGCUUGAAUCAACCAAAAACAGCGAGCUAGAUACAGCCACCCUCUUCCACUUCAGAAGAGAUGCUGCUGCCAACAUCGGCGAGGUCGACGAAGACGUCGCUUCCAAAAUGUGGAAGCGACAAAUGCAAUCAUAACUCUUUAAGUUCCGCUGCCAAUAGGAUAGCAUAUACAUAAUAAUAUCAAUUUUAUGAUAAAACUCGUUGCAUUCAUAUAUUGCAACGUAUGGGCUUAGCCUUAGAUCAUUGAAAUAUGCCACAUUUGUGCCACAUUUGUACAGAUUUGUUUUAUGUUGUGAAUUAUGAGACAAGACGUCUGAAAAAAUAUUGCGUUUGUGUGUAGUUAUAUGUUACUGGUUGGUGUGAAAUAUAUCAAGUAUAUCCGGAAA
This is a messenger RNA of Styela clava, 4872 nucleotides long. RefSeq names its product carbamoyl-phosphate synthase [ammonia], mitochondrial-like. Gene Ontology annotation, biological process: L-glutamine metabolic process; 'de novo' pyrimidine nucleobase biosynthetic process; L-arginine biosynthetic process. The record is from RefSeq and is a predicted model, not a curated record. NCBI's taxonomy places the organism in Eukaryota, Metazoa, Chordata, Ascidiacea, Stolidobranchia, Styelidae. Gene Ontology annotation, cellular component: cytoplasm; carbamoyl-phosphate synthase complex. Gene Ontology annotation, molecular function: ATP binding; metal ion binding; carbamoyl-phosphate synthase (glutamine-hydrolyzing) activity.